This is a messenger RNA of Hippoglossus stenolepis (Pacific halibut), 2215 nucleotides long. Its product is annotated as syntaxin-12. Gene Ontology annotation, cellular component: endomembrane system; SNARE complex; postsynaptic recycling endosome. Gene Ontology annotation, biological process: vesicle fusion; vesicle-mediated transport; intracellular protein transport. NCBI's taxonomy places the organism in Eukaryota, Metazoa, Chordata, Actinopteri, Pleuronectiformes, Pleuronectidae. Bases 209 to 1015 code for a protein of 268 amino acids. Gene Ontology annotation, molecular function: SNAP receptor activity; SNARE binding. The record is from RefSeq and is a predicted model, not a curated record. The transcript is spliced from 10 exons.
ACGCAUCCCGAGAGCUGCCGUCGGAUUAGUGCUGUGGACACGUGACGUCACGGCCGGGCUGGGUCUGCUGCUAAUUGUGGCAGAGGAAUAAAAGAUGUGAUGUGAGGAGGGGGCGCAGAGACAAACACUGUGGAGUCCAGCAGCGUCAGGGUCAACUUGUGUGUAGAGAGCGUUCGUUAGUGUGACAGACCAGCGGGCUACAGCCAGGAUGUCGUCAAUGAGAGGAGACAGCAGCUGGUCCCAGCCGCGGGACAUGAGCAGCCUCAUCCAGGCGUGCAGUUUCAACAUCCAGAGGAUCAACCAAAACUCUGGUCAGAUCAAAAGUCUCCUCUACCAACUGGGGACGAGCGAGGAGACCUCAGAGCUACAGGAGAGGCUCCAACAGCUCCAGCACUACACCAACCAGCUGGCUAAAGAAACCAACAGACACCUGAAGGAGCUGGGAGCACUGCCCCCGCCAAUGUCUCCAUCCGAGCAGAGGCAGCAGAAGCUCCAGAGGGAACGCCUGAUGAAUGAUUUCUCUGCAGCCCUCAACAACUUCCAGGUGGGACAGCGGAAGGCGGCUGAGAAAGAGAAGGAGUCAGUGGCCAGAGCUCGAGCUGGAUCCAGAGUCAUGGGAGAUGGAGUGAAUGUGAAUGACCAGCUGGUGACAUUUGAAAAGGAUGAUGAAUGGGGUCAGAACCAGACUCAGACUGAGGAGCCCGCCAUCACAGAGGAGGACCUGGAGCUAAUCAAGGAGAGGGAGACAAACAUCAAACAGCUGGAGGCCGACAUUAUGGAUGUGAACCAGAUCUUCAAGGACCUGGCAGUGAUGAUCCACGACCAGGGAGAUAUGAUCGACAGCAUCGAGGCCAAUGUGGAGAGCGCUGAGGUUCAUGUAGACAGAGGAGCAGUGCAGCUGCAGAAGGCAGCCUAUUACAAGAGGAAAUCUCGUAAGAGGAUGUGCAUGCUGGCCAUGGUGCUGACGCUUGUGCUCACCAUCCUCAUCAUCAUCAUCUGGCAGGCCAUCAAAUGAGAGGAGAGGCACAGCCCGAUGACACCUUCACACAACUUCCUCUGUGUGUGUGUGUGUGUGUGUGUGUGUGUGUGUGUAUUUAUGUGGGAGGACAAAUGAGUGGGAAUAAGAGUUGGUUUGUUAUAUUUUAUGUCUUUGGAGGCUAACAGCAACAUGUUAGGAACUAACCUGCAAAUAUAUUUUGUGAUGCUGUCGAACAUUUUUUAUCGUUUGUUUUUUUAAGUCAAAAACGGACACAUGUUCAGUUCUUCCUCCUGUAGUUUGGUACGUUACAACUGUUGUACUUCUAACUCCACUGCUACUGCGAAUAGUACUGAUGAUAAUUGGAUGGGGAUUUUGCAGAAUGGAGGAGGGGAUGAUUGUGUGUGUGUGUGUGUGUGUGUGUGUGUGUGUGUGUGUGUGUGUGUGUGUGUGUGUGUGUGUGUGUGUGUGUGUGUGUGUGUGUGUGUGUGUGUGUGUGUGUGUGUGUGUGUGUGUGUGUGUGUGUGUGUGUGUGUGUGUGCGCAAAAUAAAGCUAUGUGUUUUUAUGCAUGCACAAUACAAACCUUGUAUCCCUACACAAAAGUAACGUUCUCUUCAGUGUAACUUUUAUCACUACAGUCCCAGCUUGGAUUAUUAUGACCAAUGUUGCACAAUUUUGUACAGAGAAAGUCCAUCUUGUCUUGUUUGAAUGUGGAGUGUAGUAAGUAGUGUCUUACUCAUGAUAACGUUGAAAGAAAUAUGAUGAAUGUGUGUCUUCAGUAAAACAGGUUGUUUCGCUGCUCGUGCUCAGCAGAAAGAGAAUUUAAUACAGAUCCACCUGAUGAUGUGCUGCUGGUGUCAUGUCUCAUUUCGUCCACCAGGUGGGGAGCUAAGCACGAUGGGAGUCAGUGGGAUCAACACCACAGACAGGAGAUUACCUGAUACUGUAAAUGAGCAGCCCUGGAGUUUAUACUUUAGUGUACUGAAGUGGGACCACCAUAGUGGAAACACACCACAUACAAAUACAUGUAGCUAUUACCAGCAACAUCUGCUAAAUAUACAAUCAUCAAGAGUGAAAACGAGAAAAAAUAAAACAAAAUGCUUAAAAUAGACAGAACUAGAAGAAAGCACACCUUUAAAAUGUGAAAAAUAUGAUACCAUUUUUUUUUGUGGACAGGCUGCAAAGUGUAUACUGGUCAAUUUUUUUUACUUGUGCUGGAAUAAAAACAAAAAAACAUU